Corticium candelabrum is the source of this 1381-nucleotide messenger RNA. Its product is annotated as WD repeat-containing protein 5-like. Gene Ontology annotation, biological process: establishment of mitotic spindle orientation; vesicle transport along microtubule; nuclear migration. Bases 210 to 1232 code for a protein of 340 amino acids. The transcript is spliced from 4 exons. Gene Ontology annotation, molecular function: dynein complex binding; microtubule plus-end binding. The record is from RefSeq and is a predicted model, not a curated record. NCBI's taxonomy places the organism in Eukaryota, Metazoa, Porifera, Homoscleromorpha, Homosclerophorida, Plakinidae. Gene Ontology annotation, cellular component: cytoplasmic microtubule; microtubule associated complex; nuclear envelope.
UCUAGUCUGACGUCGUGUCUUUACCCGUUCACGGGAGGAACGCGGUGAAAGUGUCAAGCAUCGAGCGUAUCUAAAGAUCGAUUGCAUGUGAAAUGCAUGUUGCGGAUCCAACAAGCGCUUGGGCUUUGUGUUGCAAUAUCCACUAUGUCUAACGGUGCUUUGUGUGCGCAGGUUGAUCGGCUAGUCUGUGUGCGUGUUUGUCUGUACUCAUGAUGGCAACUCAGGCAGUUGGCCAAACAACUGCUCAGGAGGACACAGUCAUUUCAACAAGUUCGACUGUUGUAGUAACAUCAGCGACUGCUUCUACAGCUGCAACAAAGAAACCAAAUUAUAUUCUCAAGUUUACACUGACAGGUCACACCAAAGCUGUGUCAUCAGUCAAAUUUAGUCCUGAUGGUGAGUGGCUAGCAAGUUCUUCUGCAGAUAAAUUGAUUAAAUUAUGGGGAGCUUAUGAUGGGAAGUUUGACAAGACUUUGUCAGGUCAUAAACAGGGAAUCUCAGAUGUGGCAUGGUCGAGUGAUUCUAAACUACUUGUAUCUGCAUCUGAUGAUAAGACUCUUCGUAUUUGGGAAGCGGCCACUGGCAGGUGUCUCAAGACUAUGAAGGGACAUACUAAUUAUGUGUUUUGUUGCAACUUCAAUCCUCAAUCCAACUUGAUUGUUUCUGGUUCAUUUGACGAAAGUGUGAGAAUCUGGGAUGUUCGGACUGGGAAGUGUCUAAAGACACUACCAGCUCACUCUGACCCUGUGUCUGCAGUUGAUUUUAAUCGUGAUGGUUCAUUGAUUGUUUCUUCUAGUUAUGAUGGUUUAGUGCGGAUAUGGGACACGGCAUCUGGCCAGUGUCUUAAAACUCUAAUUGAUGAUAACAACCCCCCUGUGUCAUUUGUACGCUUCUCUCCUAAUUCAAAGUACAUUCUGGCAGCAACACUGGACAACACAUUGAAGUUAUGGGAUUUCAGCAAAGGCAAAUGUCUUAAAACGUACACAGGACACAAGAAUGAAAAGUACUGUAUUUUUGCAAACUUUUCAGUGACAGGAGGAAAGUGGAUUGUGUCUGGCUCCGAAGAUAACCUCAUUUACAUUUGGAAUCUUCAGACCAAAGAAGUGGUUCAAGCUUUGUCUGGUCAUAAUGAUGUUGUUUUAUGUUGUGCAUGCCAUCCAAGCGACAACGUUCUUGCAUCUGGAGCUUUGGAGAACGAUAAAACUGUCAAAAUUUGGAAGUCUGAUUCAUGAACUGGGAGGUAUCUGAUGUAAAUUUGCUUCACUUGCGAUUCUGUACUAAGGUGCACAGCUCUUUUCGAGUAUUGUAUGUAUAGUAUGUUCUAUAUUAUCAUUAUUAAAAGCAUUGUGGUGGGAGACCUGCAAAAAAGUUUUAUUUACAA